AAGCAAGUAAAACAGGGUUAAAUUUUUGACCAAAACCCAGAUUGAUUCAUAAAGGGAGAGGGAGGAGUAAAACUUUAAAACUGUAAAAAGGGUAGAUAAGCUUCGCGGGAGAAGAACGACGAGCUUCAUUUAUUCAUUUUCACCUUUUUCGCCAUCUUUCCCUUUUCCUCUCCGUGUUUUAUUCAUUUGUCUGCGUUUCUCUUUUUUCUUCUCCAAAAGGGAGCACUGUUCAACUCUUCAGCAAGGAAAUAGUAGUGAGUGAGUAGAUUUCAUCGUGUCAUCCCAUCAUUUCAUUACCCCCAAGCCAAUCGAACCUUCUCUCAUUAGUCAUUUCUGCUUUCUCCCAAUUCCUCUUGUUCUUCACCAGGUUGUUCAUCAUAGAUUUCCUCAAAAAUCUGUCCGCCUGCUUGCCUUCUCAUCCGACCGUGUGUUGUCCCUUUCUCACAGGUGGUAUUUCCGAUGUGCUGUUGAAUUUUUCUGGCUUGAAGAAAUUCUGCUGACCGGUCGACGAGCACUUGAAUUUGGGGUUCUAUUCAGAAGAUCUGGAUAGUUUUCCUAAUCAUCUCUAGACUUUCCCUUGGUGUUUCUCAUUUUGAAGGCUGGAGACAGAUGAGAGAGGAGUCAUUUUGUGAAUGUUCCUGAGAAAUGUUUGUUUGAUCAAUGGUAGCUCAUGACUUCUGCCAAUCGGGUUGCAUCUUGAAUUCGGUGUACAAUUUCUACUUCUUUAUCUGCUGAUGUUAUGGUGAUAUGAAGGAUGCGGUGUAGUUUGAGUAGGUAGCUCUGAAAAAUCUGAGGUAGAUAUCAUAUUCUGUUCCGAAAUUUAUUUUGAGAGAAAUGGAGCAAAAUAGAGGAGAGAGCUGGAAGGAACUGGUACGAAAAAUGAUUCCACCAGGUGCUUCUCUCCCUGAAGAUGAGGCUAAGCUCGAUUACUCCAUAGCUAUAGAGUACCUUGGCCCUCCAAUGCCUUACGAGGUCCCUAAGGUUGAACCUCUUGAUGUCAGUUCCCAUGGAAUCCCAACUGCUGAGCCGCUCGAAGUCUCAAAUGGAUCAGCUGUGAAUCUAGGACCGCCUGUGAUCAAUCCAAUACCUUUGCCAGUGUCUUACAUUGCCCGUGUCACAGACUCCCCCUCCCAAAGCCCUCGGGCAUCAGCAAGCUCGGAGUCAGUAGUAUCAGUUCUCCAAAAUCCCGACUCUUCCUCAGCUUCAGCAUCAGCUUCACCUGCAUCAGCUCGAAACCCUCCCAAUCAGGUGGUGGCCAAUGAAGCGAGGCGAAUGCCAGUUGUCAAGUUCCAUUCUGUUGAUACCUCUACCCACAGCAAAGGCUCGGAUACCGAUAGGUCAGUUUACCCCGAGUAUGUUGUUGGGGUGUCAAAGGAAAAGAAGAAGAAAAGGAGUAGAGUUUGCUAUCGGUGUGGAAAAGGGAAAUGGGAAUUGAAGGAGUCAUGCCUUGUUUGUGAUGCAAAAUACUGUAGCAACUGUGUUCUUAGGGCAAUGGGAUCUAUGCCCGAGGGACGUAAGUGUGUGACAUGUAUAGGUGAGCCGAUUGAUGAGUCAAAGAGGUUUAAGCUCGGGAGGCAUUCUCGUGUCUUAUCGAGAUUGCUCAGUGCUUUGGAAGUUAAGCACAUUAUGAAAUCAGAAAAGGAAUGUUCUGCUAAUCAGCUUAGGCCAGAGCAGUUGAUUGUAAAUGGGUUUCCUUUGAAGCCAGAGGAGAUGGCAGAAUUACUUGGAUGUCCUUUGCCACCGAAGAAAUUGAAGCCCGGUAGAUAUUGGUAUGACAAGGAGUCUGGUCAAUGGGGAAAGGAGGGAGAAAAACCAGAUAGAAUCAUUAGUUCAAACUUAAACUUCACUGGGAAACUCAUGCCUGAUGCAAGCAAUGGCAACACUGAAGUUUACAUUAAUGGCAGAGAAAUUACUAAGCUCGAGCUGAGGGUGCUAAAACUGGCAAAGGUGCAAUGUCCCCGUGAUACUCAUUUCUGGGUCUACGAUGAUGGCCGUUAUGAGGAGGAAGGUCAGAAUAAUAUAAGGGGAAACAUUUGGGAAAAGGCAUCAACCCGGUUUGUCUGCACACUCUUCUCUUUGCCUGUUCCUCAUGGUCAACCCGUUGGUCAGAGAGAUGAACCUAGCACUUACACUACACUUCCGAAUUAUCUCGAGCCGAAAAGAGUCCAGAAGCUUCUUCUGCUCGGACUCCCGGGAUCAGGAACCAGCACGAUUUUCAAGCAGGUAGAAGUUCUGUUCACUGCAGAAGAGCUGCAAGAUAUCAAGUUGAUGAUUCAGAGCAAUAUGUAUCGAUAUCUUAGCGUCUUGCUCGAUGGACGAGAGCGCUUUGAGGAAGAGUUACUCGCAGAGGUGGAGAUUGAAGAUCGGGACUCUGAAGCUAGUGGAGAAGCCGACUCAGUUGAAACCAACAACCAGUGCAUCUACUCCAUCAACCCAAGGUUGAAGCAUUUCUCUGACUGGCUGCUUGACAUUAUAGCCACUGGAGAUUUGGACGCGUUCUUCCCUGCAGCCACACGUGAGUAUGCCCCAUUAGUCGAAGAGGUGUGGAAAGAUCCCGCUAUCCAGGAAACAUAUAAGCGAAAAGACGAACUUCACUUCCUUUCAGAUGUUGCAGAGUACUUCUUAAGCCGGGCAGUCGAGGUCUCCAGCAAUGAAUAUGAACCGUCUGAGCGAGAUAUCCUCUAUGCAGAAGGCGUCACCCAAGGAAAUGGUCUAGCUUUCAUCGAAUUUUCGCUCGAUGAUCGGAGUCCAAUGUCCGAAGUGUACACUGAUAAUCUUGAAGCUCUUCCUCCUCCUCUCACUAAGUACCAACUCAUACGGGUGAAUGCAAAGGGAAUGAACGAAGGUUGCAAAUGGGUCGAAAUGUUCGAAGACGUACGAGCUGUAGUGUUCUGCGUCUCCCUCAGCGACAAUGACCAGGUGAGCUUAUCACCAUCAGAGGGCAGCGGGUCACUGCUCCAGAACAAGAUGAUGCAGACCAAGGAACUGUUCGAGUCUAUGGUUCGCCACCCUAGCUUCAAGGACACUCCAUUCGUGCUUGUGCUCAACAAGUAUGAUCUGUUCGAGGAGAAGGCAAACCGGAUCCACCUCAGCACGUGCGAGUGGUUCUCGGACUUCAGCCCGGUGAGACCCAACCACAACCAACAGUCCCUGGCCCAGCAGGCGUACUACUACGUGGCAAUGAAGUUCAAAGACCUCUAUGCGUCGAUUACUGGGCAGAAGCUGUUCGUGUGGCAGGCCAGGGCAAGGGACCGGGUGACCGUCGACGAUGGGUUCAAGUACGUGAGGGAGGUGCUGAAGUGGGAUGAGGAGAAGGAGGGUAAUUACUAUGGUGGGCCUGAGGAUUCAUGUUAUAGUACGGAUGUUAGUUCAUCUCCAUUUGUGAGGCAAGAGUGAUAAAAUAUGGUUUGGUAAGUAGUGUUAUGCCUUGUUAGUUUAGGGAGGAAAAGGUUAGUACUAAAGGGAAAGGGAAGGGUUAAUAAGGCUAAUUGCUUAAAUUGUAAUUGAUGUCAUUGUUCCUGUUGUAAUACCAAUCUCAAAUGCUUGUUUCUUGAGUGAGUGCAUGAUCUGAUCUGGUUCAUAUCGAAUUCGAAUGUAAAGAACAAAUUAAGUCUUUUAACUCCCCACUCCUUCCAUUAAUUAUUCUCUUCCUCCUAUCAAACCAAACUACCACAUUAUUCAGACCAAAAGGGUCUUUGCAUCUUCCAGUUUAAGCCAUAAACAACCUAAACUAAACCUCGUAUUGCACAAUCUCUCGCUCAGUUCUCUCAUUCCAACAAUAGAAUACAUUUCACUACAACAAAUCUGGAGAUACCCCCUACUGGAUGCUCAUUGCAGAAACACCUGAUGUGAUCUCACUGCUUCUCGGAUCACCACGUUCUAGGCGAACACCACACGGGUCUUCUCGUACUAGCAAUGCUAGAACAUCGAGCGAGCUCCAGGUUGCUGCAAGAUUGCUGCUGCUAGAGUUCCCCAACGUCACAGCGAAUACUGCAUCAAACCCACCUGCACCGGGGACCCCGGCCAGCAAAACUCCUUCCAUGUUCAUCGUAACAUCCAACAAUUUGUUCUGCGAUUCUGGCUCUAUCUGGAACACCGGCAGCUUCUCCCAUCUGGCGCAUAUGCCUUCUGAUCUCGAGCAUUGCCUCUCUUGCCCCCAGUAAUGCUUUAGCAACAGCUUCUUGGUUGUGGUCAGCAGCUUGCUCCACCCACUUGUCAGUCUUUGUUGUGCUGCAGCUGUCUAUCACCGAUUUAUAUGAAAUCCAAUGCUCUUCUGCAAGUUGGCUUAAAGCUUUAAGUUGUGUUUCCAGCGCUGAAUUUGCUGCUGACAAUAUCCUCCAUGUUUCUUGAGACUUCUGUGGAUCAGCUUUCUGCCACUUUUUUACUGCACCUACCAUUGAUGGUGUGGAUGAUCCUCCAACUCCUGGUUCCCCAAGUAACUUCACAAAAGAAUCACAAUGAUCAUUUUGAAGGUUAAUACAAUCAACAUUUACUAAGCCGCCAGAUGCAUAAGCAUCCAGACUGAACUACUUUGCCAUAUGACACCCUAGAGAUUGCCAUGAAUGCAAGAAUCAACAGGGAGAGCCAAAGAUGGGGAUUGAAGGAGUGAAUUACAGGUAUUCUGUAUGAGAGGGUUUCCUAGUUCAUCGAUAAAGGAUUGGUAUCACUAUAUUUGUAUGAUAGU
Molecule: messenger RNA, 4684 nt
Organism: Linum tenue
Lineage: Eukaryota; Viridiplantae; Streptophyta; Magnoliopsida; Malpighiales; Linaceae
Source: the annotation of a GenBank genome assembly